AUGCCGCUUUAUAAAACUGCAUCAAAGUUGGAUGAAGCACACACACUUAUUAAAGACCAUGAACUUGAGUAUACUGUUCGAUUUAGUACAUCCUUUUCUACCAAAGACUUUGGAAAUACUGAUUUAAAGAAAAAACCCCACAAAAUUUAUUGGUCUACUGAUUCCAUUGAGUUUUCUGGUAUACCAUUCAUGAUGAUUGGCACAAAAAUUUUUGAUUGCCAUCAUGGAUAUGAUAGAAACUUAAGUAGGAAAGAAUACAACAAACAAAACAGAAAAGCAUUAAACAUUGAUCAUGAUUGCAGAAGAAAAUAUGCUAGAAUACAGAAUUGUAAGAAAUUUGAUUGCCCAGCUCAACUUAUCAUAACAGAAUACUUAGAAUUUCCAGAAUAUAAACUUAUAUUGGAUACUGUCAGAAAUAGAAGAGCAAAAUCAAAAGAGCUACGAUAUGCGAUAAUGUUAUAA
Messenger RNA from Hydra vulgaris (swiftwater hydra), 462 nucleotides. RefSeq lists its product as uncharacterized. Lineage: Eukaryota; Metazoa; Cnidaria; Hydrozoa; Anthoathecata; Hydridae. Gene Ontology annotation, biological process: proteolysis. Gene Ontology annotation, molecular function: zinc ion binding; cysteine-type peptidase activity. The record is from RefSeq and is a predicted model, not a curated record.